Eruca vesicaria subsp. sativa (arugula) is the source of this 444-nucleotide messenger RNA. The record is from the annotation of a GenBank genome assembly. Lineage: Eukaryota; Viridiplantae; Streptophyta; Magnoliopsida; Brassicales; Brassicaceae.
AUGAUUACGGCUGGAGAAAGAUUCUGUGGAGAAUAUUGGUCAAAGUUGAGAGUAAAAGACCCGUCACUUGAAGAAGAGGAUCUUCUUCGGUAUUGUUUCUCAUCGGCAUACAUUGUAUCAUUGCUUCACGAUACUCUCGGUGUUCCUCUUGAUGAUGAAAGAGUCGGGUUUGCGAAUCAAGCAGGAGAUGAUAUACCUCUCGACUGGGCUUUAGGUGCAUUCAUCUUACAAACUGAAGCAUCAAUCUCGCAGCACGCAUCCUCUAGUCAUCUCCAUUGGUUCUAUGCUCUGUUUGGUCACGACUCUCGGACGCUUCUAUAUUUCAUCGGGGUACCAAUCAUCAUGACAGUUUUGGUAUGUUUGAUAUCUAAGUGGAGAAAACCGCAGCUGAAAACGAUUUACGACCUUGAGAAAGGUCGAUACAUAGUCAGCCGCCUUAGAUGA